This is a messenger RNA of Caenorhabditis briggsae, 816 nucleotides long. It is a transcript of the gene Cbr-srsx-6, whose product is annotated as Protein CBR-SRSX-6. Gene Ontology annotation, biological process: G protein-coupled receptor signaling pathway. The transcript has 6 exons. Gene Ontology annotation, cellular component: membrane. Gene Ontology annotation, molecular function: G protein-coupled receptor activity. Bases 1 to 816 code for a protein of 271 amino acids. The record is from RefSeq and is a predicted model, not a curated record. NCBI's taxonomy places the organism in Eukaryota, Metazoa, Nematoda, Chromadorea, Rhabditida, Rhabditidae.
AUGUACGGCAUGCUUGCGAGAGUGAACCAACUGAUCAUUGUCACUUAUAAAAUCUUAUUCUUCUUUGCUGGAAUCUUUGGGAACGCUUGUCUGAUCUAUAUGAUCGCAAAAAAGAAGACACUUCAAACAAAAUCCUCAAUUCUCCAAGCCGUUCAGAGUUUCUGUCACAUCAUCUGUCUAGCUGGAACUCAAGUGGAUACCGUACUUACUAUUCUGGAUAUCCAACUUCCACGGAGUCAGUGCUAUCCGAAAGUUUCAACUUACACAUUCUUUGAAACGGUUCAAUCAAUGAUUAUGUUAUUUCUUGUCAUAGAUAUUCUAAUCAUUGUCAAAUUCCCAAGAUUCUAUCACACUUUCUCAACAACCAAAUAUAUUAUUCUGGCUCUCAUUCCAGCUAUAACGUGUGGAAUGGUAUUUUUCGUGUGGGGAUUUGUUGGUACUAAUGAUGAAAUCGUGAUUUUCUGCAACCCUCCUCUAGGUCACAAGCAGCGUGGUGAUUCUUGGAAAGUCAUGAAACGUCUUCAGCUAUCCGUUGCGAUUUUUGUCUGCUCGUGGUUUAUUGCUCAGUCUUCAAAUUCUGUUUUUAUUGCAAUCGGAAUCACAGGGGAGACUUUCAACUUUCUGGUCGCAAAUGUGUCCUUCUUCGUGCUUCUAUCAUUCAGCCAAACGUUCUACGUUGUCAUCUGGAAAUCCAAAGAAUACCGUACCCACUUUCUAUCCUUGUGGUGUGGAAGAUCGUUUGCAUCUCGUGAUGUCACUGGAGCAGGCUCUUCUAUGAAGAUCAACCAACCUGUGACGACCUCUAGAAUUUUCUAA